Messenger RNA from Theobroma umbraticum, 3591 nucleotides. Its product is annotated as Sec23/Sec24 protein transport family protein. NCBI's taxonomy places the organism in Eukaryota, Viridiplantae, Streptophyta, Magnoliopsida, Malvales, Malvaceae. Gene Ontology annotation, cellular component: endoplasmic reticulum exit site; COPII vesicle coat. Gene Ontology annotation, molecular function: zinc ion binding; GTPase activator activity. The record is from RefSeq and is a predicted model, not a curated record. Gene Ontology annotation, biological process: intracellular protein transport; endoplasmic reticulum to Golgi vesicle-mediated transport; COPII-coated vesicle cargo loading.
UUACUAAUUACCAAGCAGAAUACAGCAAAGAGACAAUGGGCUCUUGUUUCUGGGGCUCGCCUCGCGUAGCCCGUGUCGGAAGCCUAACCAUUACCCAACACAGACGAAGAAACGGAAUUUAAAGACUUGAUGAUGAAAAUGAAAAACGAGUCAAAGAUUAUUACUUCUAUGAUUCCAAGUCUUUGAUAAUUCAAAUAAAAGACUCUUCCGUUCUAUCUAAUUUUCCUUUCACAUCAGAUUGAGUUCUGGAAGAAGGGAUUAUAUUGAAGCUUGAAUCGAAGUGAAGAUAGAGACCUAAGUGAUCAAGUUCCUUUCUUUUUUUAUCUGGGAAGGUGAGUUGUGGUGAAUUUAUGGGGGGUUCUUGGAUCUUGAUUGGCUUCUUGCAUUUGAUGUGGAUAUCUUGAAUUGGGUUUCCUUCAAAAUCCAAUCUUGUUCAUUAUAUUUUUAUGGGGUUUUAAGGCUUUGAUUGGGCUUUUGCUCUUGUGAACAUUGCAAUGAAGUUCUUGGCAAAAGCUUAAAACCUGCACCUUUUCUUCUCUUCCAAGAGCUGGAAUUUGGUUGGCAUUACUUGAUAUAUCUCUGGUGUUUCACUGUUCUUGAUAUUCAAUUAAGAAAAGUUUUCAUUUGCAAUGGCUACUCCGCCACAAGCUUCUCCUGGAUACUCUAAGACUAUUACUCCGCAGAUUGAUUCUCCUUCACCUAAUCCUGAUAGAAGUCCAACUGUUCCUGCCACUUCCACAAUCUCGCCUGGAGCGCCUAGAUUUCCUCCGCCCAAUUUACGAAAAGAUCAGAUCCCUUCCCCUUCAAUAAAAAAUCCUACUGUGCUAUCACCGGCAAAUGGGGUCAAAACUGGAAGCCCUAUUCCCCAUCUGAGUACUCCACCUGGCCCUCCUGUAUUUACAUCACCUGUACGGCCUGCUGCUGUGCCUUUCCGGACCUCUCCCGCAACUCCUCAGCCAGUUGCUUUCUCAUCAGGUUCAUCUUUGCCCACAUCUUCACCUCCUCACUUUUCAAAUGGGUCAGUUGAGCUGCAACAGCAGCUUCCCAGUGCUAUAGAGGAAUCUUUGCCCAAUGGAGAGUCACCAUGCGUUUUAUUCUCAGCUCAGAAGGUGUUGAAACAGAAGAAACAAGCAAAUGUACCUAGCUUAGGUUUUGGAGUAUUAGUUUCUCCUGGGAGGGAGACUUCACCAGGUCCUCAAGUGAUACAACGUGACCCUCAUCGAUGCCAUAAUUGUGGAGCUUAUUCAAAUCUCUAUUGCAACAUACUAAUUGGCUCAGGCCAAUGGCAGUGUGUAAUCUGCCGGAAUCUGAAUGGAAGUGAAGGUGAAUACAUAACAUCAAGCAAGGAGGAUCUCCGUAAUUUUCCAGAGCUGUCAUCACCUUUGGUUGAUUUCAUUCAAACGGGGAAUAAGAGACCAAGUUUUGUUCCGGUUACUGAUUCAAGAACAUCUGCACCGAUUGUUCUUGUCAUUGAUGAAUGUUUAGAUGAGCCACAUCUUCAGCAUUUACAGAGCUCCCUGCAUGCAUUUGUCGAUUCAGUUCUACCAACAACAAGAAUUGGAAUUAUUUUGUACGGUCGCACAGUAUCAGUCUAUGACUUUUCAGAGGAAUCAAUAGCAUCUGCUGAUGUGAUUCCAGGUGGCACUUCACCAACUCAAGAGAACUUGAAAGCAUUGAUUUAUGGAACUGGCAUAUACUUGUCACCAAUGCAUGCUUCGAAAGAGGUGGCACACCAGAUAUUCUCUUCAUUGAGGCCAUACAAGUUGAAUGUGCCAGAAGCAUCAAGAGAUAGAUGCUUGGGUACUGCAGUUGAGGUUGCUUUGGCUAUUAUUCGAGGACCAUCUGCAGAUAUGUCUCGAGGUGUAGUUAAAAGGCCAGGUGGUAAUAGCAGAAUCAUUGUGUGCUCUGGUGGACCAAAUACUUAUGGCCCUGGAUCUGUCCCUCAUUCUUAUACUCACCCUAAUUAUCCUCAUAAGGAAAAGACAGCAUUGAAAUGGAUGGAGGGUCUUGGUCAUGAGGCUCAUCAACAUAACACGGUGGUUGACAUUCUCUGUGCUGGAACUUGCCCUGUAAGAGUUCCUGUGUUGCAGCCUCUUGCGAAAGCUUCAGGGGGUGUUUUGGUUCUUCAUGAUGACUUUGGUGAAGCCUUUGGUGUGAACUUACAACGGGCAUCUGCAAGGGCAGCUGGUUCGCAUGGUUUGUUGGAGAUACGCUGUUCUGAUGAUAUUCUUGUUACUCAGGUUGUGGGUCCUGGUGAAGAGGCACAAAUAGACACCCAUGAAACCUUCAAAAAUGAUAUUUCUCUCUGUAUUCAAUUGCUGAGUGUCGAAGAAACACAAUGCUUCUCCAUAUCGAUGGAGAAUAAACAUGACAUCAAGAGUGAUUAUGUAUAUUUCCAGUUUGCUAUUCAAUACUCAAAUGUUUAUCAAGCUGACAUAGCUAGAGUGAUUACUAUCAGAUUGCCAACUGUGGAUAGUGUUUCAGCCUAUCUUCAAAGUGUUCAAGAUGAGGUGGUUGCAGUCCUAGUUGCCAAGAGGACUCUCUUGCGAGCAAAAAAUUAUUCUGAUGCAAUUGACAUGCGAACAACAAUCGAUGAAAGAGUUAAAGACAUUGCAUUUAAAUUUGGAUCUCAAGUGCCAAAGUCAAAGCUUUAUCGGUUCCCAAAGGAAAUCUCUUUACUACCAGAGCUUCUAUUCCAUCUUAGAAGGGGCCCACUGUUGGGAAGUAUAGUUGGUCAUGAGGAUGAGAGGUCUGUACUGCGGAAUUUGUUUUUGAAUGCAUCUUUUGAUCUUUCAGUUCGCAUGGUUGCCCCUCGUUGUUUGAUGCACCGAGAAGGAGGUACUUUUGAAGAAUUGCCAGCUUAUGAUCUUGCCAUGCAGUCUGAUACAGCUGUUGUUCUAGACCAUGGUACAGAUGUCUUCAUCUGGUUGGGUGCUGAACUUGCAGCUGAUGAAGGAAGAAGUGCAGCAGCUUUGGCAGCUUGUAGAACAUUGGCAGAAGAGCUCUCAGAGUUACGAUUUCCAGCUCCACGGAUCCUUGCGUUCAAGGAGGGGAGCUCUCAGGCUCGUUAUUUUGUUUCUCGGUUAAUACCAGCACACAAGGAUCCUCCUUACGAGCAGGAGGCAAGAUUUCCGCAGCUUCGAACCCUGACAACAGAACAGCGGACAAAACUGAAAAGCAGUUUUAUUCAUUUUGAUGAUCCCAGCUUCUGUGAAUGGAUUCGGAGCUUGAAAGUAGUGCCACCAGAACCAAGCUGAGAGAUUUUUUUAAAGUUUUUUGCAGUUAAUAUUCCUCCAAAAGGAAGCACCGGGGAGUUGCAUCCAACCAUCAUUUAUUGGAAUCUUUCUACUCUUCUUUUUCUUCUUCUCCCUCUAAAGGGAAUGUAACUCCGUUCAUCUUUUCUCUUUAUUAUUAUUUUUUUCUUGUCUAGCCCUUACUUUACAAAAAUCCCCCUUCCCUCUUUUGAACUACAAAGAAACAGUUAUACUUGAUAGUAACUCCCCUCCCAAAAUUAACAUUGUUGUCUCAUUCUUUAGUUGAAAAUGCUUUGCUAGAGCAAUAGUUUUAAUUUAACUUUGUAUCAUUCCUGUA